AUGCUAGCUGAUAGAUCUCAGUACUACGAGCAAAGUAAUGAUGAUUUGGAUAUGCAAGAUAAUCAAGAGAGUCAAAUCAUUGUUUAUGAGAAAAUAAUUGAGAGGGAAGCACCAAUGUUAUACCACAAAAUUGACUCUGAAAAGAGAAUGAAAUUUCUGGUAUAUUAUUUGAACUUUUGUAUGCAUAGGAAUGUCGAUGAGUUGAUGAAUAGCUCUCACCCCUCCGCCCAUAAGAAGGUUUCCAGAAUUGAAUCAAUUGGAAUGACAGAUACACAUGUCGCUUUAUGCUUUAUCAAGGGUCUUUUUGGAGGUUCUACUUCGAUUGUUACAAAUGUCGGCCUCAUGUUAACUUGUAGCUCACUUGUUGCUUACUACUGGCCUUCUUCAGCAGAGUCAGUUAACACAACAUUAUUUGCAAAUAGCUUGUUAAGAAAAGCUCUCAAAAAGCAGCCAUCAUUUAUUCAAAGAUUCUUGAUAGGUAUCAAGAUUAAGGAAAUUGAGGUGAACGCUGAUGAGAAAACUCGACUCAUGUUUGAGGCGAAACAUCUGGUGUCAAAGUUAGAAAGAAGACAACAAGAGUUGAAAGCUCUUCAUAGAAAUUUCUGGAAAGAACUAACCCAUGAAGUGGUCAAUUAUGAAAAAAUUGAAUCAAUCAUAUUAAGGGCAAGUGAAUUAUCAAGUAAAUGCGAAACUCACUACGAAAACCUCAGGCUUACAUACCGUCAUGAUAAAUCACUAUUGAGAUCACAUGCCCAAUUCCUUGAGACCUGUAGAUUUGAUCCAGAUAUUGCUCACGAAAUGUACAACGAAGCAAGCCUUAUGGAGGAAGAAGAUUCUGCCAACCAUGCAAUGAAAUCCAAAAGUAACUUGAUGGCAACGGUCAAUAUUGCAGAAAGAAGGAAAAUGUGGAGGGAUCAAGCAAAAAACAGACCUAACAAUAGAGGAAUGGCUAAUGGAAAUGUGAAAGUGGUUCCAGUGAAUGGAAAUAAGGAUAUGGUAAGAGGUGAUUCCACAAGCUCCAUCGAGGGAAAAGAGGGACAAGAAGAAUAUGGACACCACUUUGAAAUGAUAGACCCAAGAACAUCGCUCAGUUAUUCAGAUCAGUUACCAUUCGAUGGUGUUGAAAACUUUGGAAAUGUGCGAAAGGAAACAAUAUUUAGAACUUCACUUUCUGUACCUCACAGACACACUUUUCAACUUGGUGGAUUUAUUGCUUUCUUUAUCUUGUCUGUAUGUCUUUUAAUAUCUUCAUCCAUUCUGAGUGGUCUGAUAUCCUAUGAGGUUACGGAUGAUUUACAAAUUGUAAAGACAGGAUGCAUUCCAACUUCCUCUAUAGUUCAAAUGAUUACAAAAUUGAGAUCCCUCAAGUUUGCUAAUAGUCUUUACUCUCAAAAAUCUUGGCCCACUGAAAUGACAUCGCUUGGGUUUAAAAACUUGACCGAUUUCAAUACCAAGAUGUGGACAGAUUUUAAACAAUAUUAUUCAUAUUUUAUUGCUCUAAGAGAUAUGAGUAUGAAAGAUAGAGUCCUAACACCAACCAUGUAUGAUGAGUUCCAUGAAAGAUACUACCCAAUGCUGACACCUGAAAUAUCAUCUGGAAGCGAAAUUAUAUUAUACAAUUCUACCAAGGCAGUCAAUAUUUCAAUUGCUGAUAUUACCAACUUGGUAAUCAAGUACUCUGAAGACUUGAUAAGAACUCGUGAUUCAGAUCAUACGUUUACUAAUUAUGGCUUUAUGUUCUUUUAUGAUAACCAUGAUUACAUUACCAAAGCUUUUAGCCAAUUUUGCUCUGUUCUUAUUGAUGAAUCCAAACAUGAAGCUUCACAGGUAGAUAUCGCUUAUAUGGCCUUCCUUAUUGUAGCCCUUGUGGUUUAUCUUCUCUACGGAACUGGUUAUAUCAUUUACACUCACAUUUCCCUUAAAUUUGUCAAGUCACAAAUCAAACUCAUUGAGCAUGAAAUUUCUAAAAACAUAGCUGGUCGUUUAUUCCAUGAUUUAGAAAAGAAAGUGAGUGAUGACGUAACUGUUCGUCUUCCAAAAUCCAAGUUAUUGAGACCAAAGAAUAUCAUUAUCAUGCUGAGUAUUUCAUUAAUGAUUUUAAUGGCCGUAUGUGCUGGAUUGCUUUACUUUGGAAAUAGAUACAAUGCAGAAAAGAUUGCUUCCUCUUUUAUUUCAUUUAGACAUGCCACAAACAGUAUGUUUUAUGUCCAGAGAAUAGCCUUUGCUGUCACUGAACAAUUUACAAAUAAGGUUUUGGGAGGUUCAUUGCAAUCAAGUGAAGAACUAUAUUUAAUGAACCAAGAUUUAGAGGAGAAUGUUCAAAGUCUGAGAGAGAACUGGAAUUUGUGUUUAUACGGUGACUCAAAAGAAGUUUAUACCUCCAUAAUGAAUAGAGGAAUUUUAGGCCUGUUUUCUGAAGUAGAUAAUCUAAUAAUUGGAGAAUCUAACUGUACAUUCUCAGAAUUCAGGUAUUCAUAUAAUGUUUCUUCAAAAUGUUUCCUUAGUUUGAAUUCUCUCCUCACCGAUUACAUGUCUUUGUCUACUCAGUUCAACAGUGUGUUAAAAGUCAAAAAUAUCAAUAGCAGUGACAUGGACAUUGUGGAUCAGUAUGCUCAAGCUACAUUCCUCUCCAAUAUGAUAACAAUGGAUGUAGUCGAGAUUUCCUCUGUAAUUUCAGAAAAUUACUCUAACCCAGCUUUUGAAAUAUUGAUCACUUUCUCUAUUGUUGGAUCUGUGUCCAUUUUGCUAUUCUCGUACUUGAUACAUUUGUAUCUUACAAAAUAUUGGAAUUCCAUUCAAGAAAUGAGAUUAUAUUUCAAUUAUAUCAGUGUGGAAACACUUGAUUCAAAUGAAGCAUUGAGAAAUUAUUGUAUCCACCAUUUGGUUAAUGACACCUUCUUGCUAAAGAGGAGAAAUAUGAACAAUACAUCCCUUCAAGAUUCCAAAGUGAGAAGCUUAUUGAACGCUUCAGUAGAUGGUGCAGUCAUGUGUUCUGGGCAAACCUGUGAUAUUGAUAUUUUCAAUCCUGCUGCUCAAAGAAUGUUUGGUUACAAUCAAACUGAAACUGUGGGAAGGCCACUUUUUGAUUUGUUUGAUUCGUUGAGUCAGCAAUCUAUUAGGAAAAUGGUAUCAGAUAUGCUUCAAGGGGCUUCUGAAGCUCAAUCAAAAGGAGAUGCUCUCGAUGCUGAAUGUGUAAGAAAGAAUCAAACAACUUUCCCUGCAAGAGCCAAUAUUUUCCUAACCAAACAUGAUAACAAACCAAUCAUUACCAUAUUUAUCAAGGAUAUAACAUCAGAGAAGAAACAUUUAGCCCUCAUUGCUGAAGAAAAGAAGCACUCUGAAGAACUGUUAUUGAACAUUUUGCCUGAUGCUGUGGCUUCUAAACUCAAAUCUGGUGAAACAUUUAUUGCAGAAAAGUUUGCUGAUAUCACUUGCUUCUUUUCUGACAUGGUAAACUUUACAAGAAUUAGUUCUGACAUGAAUCCUUCUGAGCUAGUUUUGAUGUUGAAUUUUAUUGUAAAUGGUUUUGAUGAAUUGAUAACCAAGUAUAAUUUAGAAAAGAUCAAGACCAUUGGUGAUGCUUAUUUUGCUGUUGGAGGUCUUCAUGGUCUGAAUGCACAAUCAGAUCACCCCGAAAGAACUCUUAAAUUUGCAAUUGAUACCUACCAAGUUGUCUCCAAUUAUAAUUCCAAGAGUGGAAAACCAAUGAGAGAACAAAUUAACAUUAGAAUUGGAAUGCACACUGGAAGUGUUGUGGCAGGAGUUAUUGGAAAACUCAAGUUCGCUUACGAUUUAUGGGGAGAUACUAUCAACAUGGCAUCAAGAAUGGAAUCGAAUUCAGUGAAUGGAAGGAUUCAAAUUAGUAGAACGACCUAUGAAAGAGUGUAUGAUCUUGGUUUUUCAUUUGAAGAGAGAACGAUCAAUGUUAAGGGAAAGGGAGAAACUUUAGCUUAUUUGUUAGAUUCCAAACAUCAUACCUCAGCUAUUGUUAAUCAUGAGGUGAUUGAAGACAGUGAGGAGAUUGAAUCGGUUGUCUUACCUCCAAGGGACACUCUUGAAGUUAUUCCACUGAGAGAAUCAGCUUCCAAUCACACAGACCUUGUAGAUUUAGCUCCCUCCACUCCUUAA
This is a messenger RNA of Naegleria gruberi, 4128 nucleotides long. RefSeq lists its product as uncharacterized. Gene Ontology annotation, molecular function: phosphorus-oxygen lyase activity. The transcript has a single exon. Gene Ontology annotation, biological process: intracellular signal transduction; cyclic nucleotide biosynthetic process. Lineage: Eukaryota; Heterolobosea; Eutetramitea; Acrasida; Naegleriidae. The coding region runs from base 1 to 4128 and encodes 1375 amino acids. The record is from RefSeq and is a predicted model, not a curated record.